UUCUGCGUUAUAAGAUUACAAUAAGUUAUAACCACAAGCAGGUUAAGUAAAAGUACAGGUCUUGGUCUCUUGUGUAGCCUACUUUUACUUUCGCUUCCAGUUUGUCGUCUGCUAGAUUUAAGCAAAUAUAAAUGUAAGACUUUUACUAUUACAGUUUAUGGAACAAAAGGCAAUAAAAUCAUUUUGGCAAUAAUAUAAUCGAGCUAACCUACCUCAAUUUUUGAGAAUAUAUAUAUGGUAUAAAGUAUAUUUUAAAUUUUGAAAACAAUUUCAUGUAUGGUAUAAGAUAAAAAGGUAGUUAAAAGGGCAUAUCUAGUUUUACUUUUUAUUGUUCCUUAAUCCUUAAUAGGAAACAUACUUUUACAUGUAACCAUCGCAAAAUGGCCUCCAAAGUCAUCCUUGCACUCACAGCCCUCUCUGCUUAAGCAGUGGCUUAUUGUGACAACAGUGCUUCUAUCUGUUGUUAUGAAGCCGGGUUCUGAACGAAAAGUGUUCAAGACUUAUUCAGUCCCAACUGGCUGCGUGAAAGAACAGACGUUAUCGGGAGCACAGACUUGGAUGAAGUGCAUAUUUUGAAAAGCAGCAUUUUGAAGAAUUUCAAAAAUGCGGGGACAUCUAAAUAUUCUUAAAUUUCCUGAUUCAGCAUUUGCAAAAAUGAGGAGCAUAAAAAUUUUCAGAUCAAAAUUGUGGAGGCAUUGUUUUGUUCAACCUGGAUGGAGGUCAGUCUACUGUACACCACGUUUAGAAAAGCAGCAUGACCAUGAAGCAAUGUCUAAAAUAAGGAACAUUGGAAUAAUGGCUCAUAUUGAUGGGGGGAAGACAACAACCACGGAGAGAAUGCUCUAUUAUUCAGGCUUUUCUAAGCAUUUGGGAGAUGUAGACCACGGUGACACAGUAAUGGACUACAUGGAACAAGAACGAGACAGAGGCAUCACUAUAACAUCUGCUGCGAUCACAUUUCACUGGGCAGGCUACAAGAUUAAUCUAAUUGAUACACCAGGUCAUGUUGAUUUUACGGUGGAAGUUGAGAGAUCUCUGCGAGUGCUUGACGGUGCAGUUGCAAUUCUGGAUGCCUCAGCAGGUGUGGAGGCUCAGACACUGACAGUCUGGCGUCAGGCUGACAACUAUCACAUUCCACGGCUGGUCUACCUCAAUAAAAUGGACAAACCAGGGGCUUCCUUAGAACUUUGUCUUCAGUCUCUACAGAAAAAACUCCACGUGACCCCUCUGGUGCUGAACCUGCCUGUGGGAAGUGGCAGGGAGUUCACUGGUGUUCUGGACUUGGUCAACCUGGAGAAGCUGACCUGGGAUCCGACCAGCAGCAGAGAUGGCAGUAGCUUUACAAAAAUACCCAUUGAUAUCGAGGAGGGCUCGGCUGAUUCUGAGCGGGUUCUGAAAGCACGGGCAGAUUUGAUUGGUCAGCUGGCAGAUAUGGACGAACACAUUGCUGACCUGGUUUUGUGCGACACCAAGUUGACAGACAUUCCUGUUAAGGAUUUGAUCUCUGCUGUAAGGACUGCAACACUCCAACAGAAAGUUGUACCUGUUUUUUGUGGCAGUUCUUUGAAAAAUAAAGGUGUUCAGCCCCUCCUUGAUGCCGUGGGAUUGUUCUUGCCGAGCCCUAUGGACAUAAGCUACGGUUUUGCCAAGUAUUAUGAGAGUCAUCUGUGUGCCUUAGCCUUCAAAGUACAGUAUGACAAACAGAGAGGUCCCCUCACCUAUGUCAGGAUUUACUCUGGAAUGCUCAACAGUGGUGCUCACGUGUUCAAUAUCAAUCGUGGAAAAACUGAGAAGACCAGUCGCCUUUUGCAAGUAUAUGCUGAUGAACUUCAUGACAUUUCUGCUGCUGUUGCUGGCAACAUUAUUGCCAUCGCUGGCCUCAAGGAGACUUUCACAGGGGACACGAUUACAUCUACUAUGAGCACUGCUAAGGAGGCGGCUCACAACUAUGUAAGAGAAAUGAACAAGGAAAAGAAACAGAAGACCAGUGAAGAGUUGAAAGCGUCUGAACUCAGCUCAAAGGAAAGCUUAGAAAAUGAGGACCUUGUAGAAAAAGACCAUGUGACAAAUGACAUGAUCCCAGUGCUUGCUGGUAUGGCUGUACCGGAUCCUGUUUUUUUCUGCUCUGUGGAACCGUCUUCCAUGUCAGUGCAAAAGAACCUUGAUGCUGCUCUAGAUAACUUACAGAAGGAGGACCCCAGCCUGAGGGUGGAAAUCAACUCUGAAACUGGACAGACAGUAUUGUCUGGGAUGGGAGAACUUCAUCUGGACAUCAUCAAAUCACGCCUUCAGAAAGAGUAUGGACUGGAUGUAGACCUGGGGCCCCUCCAAAUUGCUUACAGGGAGACUGUCAUUGAAGAUGCAGAUGCCUGUGAGACUCUGGACAAAACACUGGGAGGCAAACAUCAGUUUGUGCAGAUUAGGCUGUCUGUCCAUCCUGACUUGGAAGAAAGAGAGUUCAAGCACGUGCUUCUGGAACGAACACCUGAUCAUCCUUUAAAUCUGAAGCACAAAGUUGCCAAAGCUGUCGAGAGUGGCAUCAAGUCUGGACUGUCCCAUGGUGUCUUGUUGAAUUUCCCUGUAAUUCAUACGAGAGUCUGUCUCCAUGAGUUCACCACGCACUACCACACCACACUACCCAUGAUAACAGCUGCUGCUGCCAUGGCAACACAGAAAGCUCUGAGGCUGGCUGGAUCUGUUCUUCUAGAGCCAAUGAUGGGAAUGGAGAUCACCACAGAGGAAGACAAAGCAGAUAGUGUUCUUUCAGACCUGGGCAAACGAAGAAGCCACAUCCUGAACGUGACCUCACGACUGGACGCCAGAGUGAUCAGUGCAGUGACCCCUCUACAAGAGCUGAUGGGCUACUCCACCGAGCUGAGAACCAUCACCUCUGGUACAGCCUCCUGCUCCAUGGAACUGUCCCACUAUGAAAAGAUGAGUGAGGAAGAGAUACAGAAAGUUACAGAGCGCAUCACAGGCUUUCAUCCAUCCGCUGUCUACUAGUCUACUUUCUAUAUCUGUGAUCUUUUGGGUGGGGGUCAUAUACAGCGGGGUCCGCUUGAACUUAAAUCGAAAUUUGCAGGACCGCCAAUUUUUUUCGGGGGGUGAAACCUGAACAUACACAUUUAACGAGCCAAGCAGUCACGCAGUGUGCAGCGGCGUGUUAUAGGCGGCGGUAAAGUAGGUCAAGUGUGUUGGAUGAGAGAGAUUCUUCCUCUCGCCUAUGAUGCUAAUGGAUUUCGUGGAGUCGGCAGAUCUACUAAAAUUCGCGAUAAUCAAGGUCAAGGUUGAAGUUGAAAUGCAUAUAAGA
Molecule: messenger RNA, 3310 nt
Organism: Aplysia californica (California sea hare)
Lineage: Eukaryota; Metazoa; Mollusca; Gastropoda; Aplysiida; Aplysiidae
Product: ribosome-releasing factor 2, mitochondrial
Exons: 11
Coding region: 604-3003 (799 amino acids)
Biological process (GO): ribosome disassembly; mitochondrial translation
Cellular component (GO): mitochondrion
Molecular function (GO): GTPase activity; GTP binding; translation elongation factor activity
Source: RefSeq, a predicted model, not a curated record